Molecule: messenger RNA, 2589 nt
Organism: Calliphora vicina (urban bluebottle blowfly)
Lineage: Eukaryota; Metazoa; Arthropoda; Insecta; Diptera; Calliphoridae
Exons: 3
Coding region: 1-2589 (862 amino acids)
Molecular function (GO): nucleic acid binding
Source: RefSeq, a predicted model, not a curated record
AUGUCGGCCUCUCAUAGACUCAGUGCUUGUGUUCAGAGAUUGCAGCUACCGAAAUCGCAUGAUAAUACCGUACUGUACGGUGUUGGUGGAGAAAAACCAAAUUAUACUAAGGGAAAGGUUCAACUGGAAAUAUUUGCUGAAAAGCACAACAGGACACUUUUGGUUAAAACUUAUUGUUUGCAAAAUCUGACCCAAUACCUUCCUACUGAUACUAUCAGGGGCAAAAGUUUGGAUUAUUUCCGAAAUCUUCCUCUCGCGGAUCCAGCAUUUCAUCAAAGGAAUCGUAUUGACAUCAUUUUGGGAGCAAACGUAUUUCCACAUUGCAUUUUAGACGGGCAACAUACACACCCAAGUGGAUCUCCCAUUGCUGUGAACACAAUUUUUGGAUGGAUUGUUAUGGGAGAUAUAAUUGAACAGCCGGUACGAUCGACAUUUGUGGCUCAUGUGUAUCCAAGUUUGGACAUUCAUCUACAGAAAUUUUGGGAGACUGAGGAAUGUAUUCUUCAAGGUAAGAUUGUUAGCCCUGAUGAGGAAAAAGCCGAAAAACAUUACGUGGAUACUGUUCAACGACUAGAUGAUGGAAGAUAUAUGGUGAGGCUACCAUUUAAAAACGAUUCUAUAGAACUUGGGGAAUCUAAACUUGCGGCAAUAAAGAGACUUCAAUCUAUGGAACGGAAGUUUAUGAAGAAUGAAGAUCUAAAAGUUGAAUUUCUAAAGUUCAUGGACGAGUACAAGGAGCUGAACCAUAUGGAAGCUACAUCAAAUGACGUCAAAGCAGCUUAUUAUAUGCCUCAUCACGCCGUCCUAAAGCCAACAAACACUACCACCAAGCUACGUGUUGUGUUUGAUGCUUCGUGCAAGAGCUCAAACGAUUUGACUGUUAAUGUCGAGAAAAUGUAUCGACAGGUGUUGAUACACCCGGAAGACAGGCCAUACCAAUGCAUCUUAUGGCGAAAGUCACCAUUUGAAGAACCUGAAACAUACAAGCUUCGAACUAUUACUUAUGGAACUGCCGCAGCACAAUUCUUGGCAACACGUACCUUGAAACAGGUUGCAAUUGAUAACUCUACAACACAUCCAGAUGUUUCAUAUGAAAUUGACAACAAUUUUUACGUUGACGAUUAUAUGUCCUGUGCCCCAGACAUUGAAACGGCGAACUCAAUGCGCGUAAGUUGGGAUCAGGAUUUGCCCAGUCCUCUAAAGAAUGAAUGGCUUAAUCUACAGAAUGAUAUGCAGCACAUCAAAGAUUUAAAAAUACCUAGAUGGUUCAACUUUCAGAUGGGAGAUAUUAUAGAACUCCACGGGUUUGCUGAUUCUUCACAACUGGCGUAUGCAGCUUCUAUAUACAUACGUAUAAUUAAACAUAAUGGUACUAUAUCGACUUGUUUGCUGUCAUCAAAAACUAGAGUAACUCCUAUAAAACAGAUAAGUUUACCACGUUUGGAACUUUGCGCUGCGCAUCUUAUGGUAAAGCUUAUGGCCAAGAUAAAGAAUACAUUUGGAUUCCACGACGUGCCAACCUAUGGUUGGACUGAUUCAACAGUAGUUCUGGCAUGGAUCAGUGAUCAUCCUGUUAGAUGGAAGACUUUUAUUGCGAAUCGUACAUCAUACAUUAUCGACAAAUUACCCGCAACUCAAUGGCGACACAUUUCACCACAAUUUAACCCAGCGGAUUUGGCCACUAGAGGCGUUUCAUCUUCCGAUAUUAUGGAUAAUAGAUUAUGGUGGCAAGGCCCACCUAUUCUUCAAAAUCCUACGCUUCCUUGUCAAUCAACAGUUGAAAUGGAUGAUGAUACAGAUUUGAAACGAAGAAAGAACAUUUCUACAGCAAUUGUUCACAAUGCUGACGAAUUUAAUAUUACCGAUCGUUAUUCGAAUUUCAAUAACCUACUUAGAAUCAUGGCUCUGGUUCUAUGUUUUAUUAACAACUGUAAAAUUAAAGACGACACCUCUAAACGAAUUCGAGGGUUCAUAACUACGGCAGAACUUCAAGCUGUUCACUUAUCAUUGGUAAAAUUGUCUCAAGAUAAUUUCUUUUAUAAUGAAAAACGUAUUUUGGCUACCCAAGGAUAUAUUUCAAGAACAAAUAAACUAGCUGAGCUUACACCUUUUUUGGACCCUCAAGGUAUAUUGCGUGUAGGAGGCCGUCUCGAAAAUGCCCGAAUAAACUACGACCAAAAACAUCCAUUCAUACUUCAUGCAAAUGAUCCUUUAGCUUCUCUUAUCGUAAGACACUAUCACCUACAUCAUCUUCAUGCCGGCACUAGGCAGUUACAGUACUUGUUAAGUUUAAAAUAUUGGAUACCAGACGUCAUUUAUUUUAUCAAAGGAACAGUUUAUAAAUGUACCACUUGCAUGAGGUUUAGGCAAAUCUAUCGUGUACAACCGUGUCCAACUUUUGAACGAGUGGGAGUUGAUUUUGCCGGACCAACAUUGGUAAAAUCCUGGAAAGGUCGCGGUUCCAAGAAUUAUAAAUGUUGGAUUGCCCUAUUUGUUUGCCUAAGUUCUAAGGCAAUUCAUCUAGAAGCAGUGACGGAGCUUUCUGCAGCAGCAUUUAUGGCAACGACGGUUUGUAUCAAGACGUGGUAA